ACUAAAUUUCCAGUUGAACAUUCUUUCUCUUUCUCUGCAAUUCUUCAUCAACUUUCUGGGAUUUUAUUAGCAUCAGAAAAUUUAUGUUAGGGUUAGGGUUUUUUUAAUUCUCCUCACCAUUUUCAUGUACUUACAAAACACAUUCAGAUGUAUACAUAGCUUGUUGUUUUUCUUCUGUUUUUACAGUGAUUUUUUUUUUGGGAGAAAUGGAAGCGGCGGAUAAUUCGAGGAAAAUGGUAGGUGGGCAGUAUGAAGUAGUAGCGUUUCAGCAGGAGUAUGUGAAUGUUCCAAUUCGAGUAGAUAGAUAUGGAGGUGGAGGAUUUGAGGCUCAUGAUAUCAGCGUUGGCGGUGGCUAUGAGGAGGCGAUGAGUAGCGGUGAAGAGUUGCAGGUUUGCUCUAUGCCGCUUGUUGCUGGCCCUGUAGAUAGCGGCAGAGUUAUGGCUGUGUCCUCGCGGACUAGUGAGCUUACUAUUUCUUUUGAAGGCCAAGUCUAUGUAUUCCCAGCUGUUACUCCUGAAAAGGUGCAAGCUGUGAUGCUAUUAUUAGGAGGGUGUGAGGUGCCCAGUUAUGUACCUAACUCAAAUUCUGUUGCACUGCAAAGUACAAAGAGUGUUGAGAAUGAUGUCCCCACCAGGCAAAACAUUUCUCCGAGAAUGGCAUCUCUGAUAAGGUUCCGGGAGAAGAGAAAAGAUAGAUGCUUUGAGAAAACAAUUCGUUAUGCUUGUCGAAAAGAAGUUGCACAGAGGAUGCAUCGUAAAAAUGGACAAUUUGCCUCUUUAAAAGAAGGUGGAAAGUCGUCUGCUGACAAUAUUGAUUCAGGGGACAGUGCUGCUCAUUCUGAACCUACACUACGAAGAUGUCACCACUGUGGUACUAAUGAAAGUGAGACCCCUGCAAUGCGGCGGGGCCCAUCAGGCCCUAGAACCCUCUGCAAUGCUUGUGGGCUUAUGUGGGCAAACAAGGGUAUGUUCAGAGAUAUUACAAAGGGAGGGAGUCAUGUACCCUUUGACAAAAACGAGCCAGGAACUCCUGAUAUCAAGCUGUCUACCUUUGCACCUGAGAAUUCUUAUCUAAAGCAACAUCAAGAGGGAAGUUCGGGAGAGACAAAGCUUACAGAGGAAAAUCCUUCAGUUACAACUGCUGAGCUGGAUAUGCAAGAAGCUGCAGAAAACUUCGCUGAUAGUUCACCUUUCCGUAUUCGAAGUUCUUCAGUUAACAUUGAUGACGAGGAUAAUCUCGAUGAACUCGCAAAUGCUUCUGGAACUGAAUUUGAGAUUCCUGCAGACUUCGAUGAACAGAUUGGCAUUGAUUCACAUAUGAGUGUUCACUGGCCUGUAACAUGACAUACACUAUUCCAAGUUGAUGCAGAGCUUGAAGAUUCCAGUCAUUACUAGGUGUUAUAUUAAAACUUGUAAAGCAUCUGUCUAUAUUAUAGCUAAGAGCUCGUUUAUGUAUGUUAGGGGUCGGGACAUAGGAGGUACUGGAUAUCUGUAAAUAUUUUGGUUAAUUUAUGUCAUAGAAUUUCUGGAAUUUUUGUAUCUUCUUCCAUCCUUUUCUCUUAAAUACUUUAAAGUGUUGCAACG
Messenger RNA from Solanum pennellii, 1583 nucleotides. RefSeq names its product GATA transcription factor 19-like. The coding region runs from base 207 to 1343 and encodes 378 amino acids. Gene Ontology annotation, biological process: regulation of DNA-templated transcription. The record is from RefSeq and is a predicted model, not a curated record. Lineage: Eukaryota; Viridiplantae; Streptophyta; Magnoliopsida; Solanales; Solanaceae. The transcript has 11 exons. Gene Ontology annotation, molecular function: sequence-specific DNA binding; protein binding; zinc ion binding.